ACCACAAUUUCCUGUUGAACUCAUUUGAAAAGAGUGUUCCUGGGGAAGUUAUGAAGACAGCAAGUAAGUUUCUGCCUUAAUUUCUGUAUGUAUGAUUAAGAGUGCUGUCUUAUUUGUGCCAGUUGCAGCUUAUCUACAGUGUUUCUCAGACUGUGAUGUCUUUUGGGGGGGCAAGAAGACUUGUGCUUCCAUGUAACAUAUGGGCAGAUUGGGGUUUUCAGCAGUCCUGUCAGUAUGUUGCUCAGGAUCAGCUGUGGAAGGAUAAAGGCAACUCGUGCUGAAACUGUGAGGAAAGCAGCUUAAAUAUUCAGUUGCAAGAUGCUGCUGCAGUUGAGAUGUCACAUAAGAAAAUAUAACCACUAGUAAAUCUACUGUAUGACUGUAAGCGUUCCUUAAAGGUAGUAAAUGAAAGAAGAAAAAAGAAGAAAGUAUUUCACAUGUUCAAACCAGCAUGUAUUUUAAAUUACUAAACUAUUUAUGUCUUCAGAUGGACUUCUCCAGCCUUAUGUAGCACAAGCUGGAGACCUCCCUUUAUGUUCACAAAACAGAUUUUUCAAUAGAAAGGAUAUUUGUACAUUUUUUGCUAGCAGUCAUGGCUUCCUGCCUUUGUUAGGGGAAACACAGUGGAGGGAAGCAGCAACCUAGCUGUCUGUCUGAUGCACAGAUAACCUGCUCUGGGUGCAUGGUUACUGUACAGCUUGCGGCACAGAUAGGACUGGUUUGACUUUGCCUGCAGCGUCUGUCAUGACAGGAGUUGAACUGUUAGUUAGAGCUCAAAUGUGUACAAAGAACUAAAUAUAGCUCUCAAAUAAAGGGAUUAUCCAGAGAGAAUACUAGGUGCUGUACUUUUUUCUGGGCACACAGUUUGUGUAAGGAAAUGUUGUGGGAAAGUCUGGGUUGCUAGGCAGUUGUUUUACUAUGGGAACUUAGCCAAUGCAGAGCAAGUCAUAAAGACUGUUCUUUUCAGGCCACUUAACAGCAGAGAGCCUCAGUAGCUUCUUUGCACUCAGUUUUCCUCACUGUCUGAACAUUUAGGAAACCUUUUAUGUCAAAACCCCUCACUCUUACAGCUGAUAAAAUACCUGCUAGUCUCUUUUCUCCCUUCAUCCAAAAAGUUUCCCUAUUUUAACGCGUCUCUGAUCUUCAGUUUUUAAAUUUCAGCUUACGCAAAACUUCAAUCAUCACUUCUGGAAAAAGUGAGAUUGAGAAAAUGCAAGAAAGCUGCUAACCUGAAAACUAAAAAAUGCAAGAAAAUGAAAGUCGGAAUUCUUACAGUUCAGUGUGUGAAACAAAUAAAUGAGAAAAUAAUUUAUUUAUCUGUAUGCUCAUCAGUGACUCUUUGAGUUUCUUUGUUGGCACUCUCAUUUUAAAAAUUAACUCUGCCUAAAGUUAAGCAAACUAGAAUACUAUCCUAAACAGUUACACCAACUUAAAACCUCAGUAACUGGAUGUGCAGUGGCUUAUGAAGGCACAAAAAGAUUCCUGUAGUUCAUAUGAAGAACCACGGGAUCCAGACUCUUAUGAAGGCAGUAAUAGGAACUGAUUUCCAUUUCCAUUUCUUAGUUAAAGUGAGAGAAAAGUGUAGCCCUUGGGCAUUGCUCUGCAUGUCAGUGAACUGUGCAAGGCAAUCUUAGGUACUUCAGUUACGGGAUUAGAAAUUCAACUCCAGACAGUGGGAUGCCAGAGAGCUGUUCUCCAGGAGUUACUGAUACUGUACCAGCACUCUGACUCUGAUUUAAAGAAGAAAGAGGAUAUUUUUCAAUACUAGUUUGGCUCCAUUGGAUCCUGUGAUUCUGCAAAAGGGUUGGUGUCAGAGAGACUACAGUGAGAACAGGCACUGAUGGGCCUCACCACUGCCAGCAGGGCCUAGAGGCCAGAGAAGUGUGGAGAAAAGGAUUUUGCAUUCUGAGUCACCUUCCCGGUGUUGUGUGACAAAUUUUAAUUUAAAGGAUUAUUGUAGUUUAGUCUUAGCAGUGCCAGCCCAAAUCUCUAUGUGUGCCGAGCUUGGCAACGAUGGGAAUGGUUUGCCAUCAGUGCUUAGGAGGAGGAUGAGUUUCACGUAAAGGGAACCUCUCAGUCCUGCUGCCUGCAAUGCACAAGCUCUUUGGUGGCUUGAGAAACCAGAAGCUUGGUGUCAUCUUUCACAGUUAUUACAAGUGCCUGCCUUCAUUUGUUUUGACAUACCUGCUUUAAUAUUUCUUAAAGCGUGGAUAGAACAUUAUGGCCUCGUUUCGGCUCAUGUUUGUUAGUUUCAUUUUUAGUUUGCAUUUUAGCAGAAUAUAAAACCGUAUUUUGUUCAUACACUAGUUCAGUGUCUUUCUUACUGUACUUCAUAAAUAAGUCAGUGUACAGGGUUGUAUUACAGAAGCUCUACUAGCUGAUAAAUAAUGCAUUUGGCUAGCCAUACGAUUCUGUGCUUGUCUGUCUGCCCAGUGCUCAUCUAAUUCACGACAUGUUUAUUUAAUGAUAAAGUGUGUAAGUUGAGAUUAGAUUUUUUGUUGUACCUCUCAUAAAACUCAUGCAUGUUCUGAACUAGAUGCUUCUGCAGUGUUUACACAGAGUAAUAUUAUAUAAAGAAAAAAAUAUUUAUUUAUUUCUUGUCUAAUACCUCUGAGUUUUGCUUUUCUAUUAUUAAUUUUUCUACAAAGUAAUGAAAUUGAUUUGAUAAGCAGUGUGUUCACCUAAGCCCAGGUGACUGCCACAUGCAGGUUCCCUUUUUAAAGAUCUUCAGAAGGUAUUAGGGCAUCUCAGGGGAUGGCUAUUCUGUGUCCAUCGUGUACUUAACAUAUGUGAAAUCCUCUCAUAUUGUCUGCAUGAUUCAGGAAAUUGAGUGGGUCUGUUAUGAGGCAAGGGUCUGAAGAGCAGUUUGCAGGAAAUGUAUGUGUAUUGAUAUUAGAAGAUACCUCGGCCUGUGAAAAGGCAGUGGGAUACUGAAGAGUCACAUGCAUAAUGAGCAGGGAAACCCUUACAAGCAUAGCAAAAAACUUGAGCAAACAGCUAAAGUGAAAAUAAACCAAUCUGUCAGGACCUUUGAAAUUGCAGAAUUAUCUUUGGAUAUUCAAGCUGAAAGAGGUAUUCAAAAUAAUGAGGACUAAGAAGGAAGUAUUGCCAGGCAGGCUUGAGAUUAUCAAUGCUGAGUCUUUGAUGGUCUCAGGAAAAUAUUUAAAAUAUUCACAAUUUAUCCAGCAUUCAAAAUAUAGACCUUUACAUGCAUGAUAAUGAUGAGGAUUGCAUUUUACUGGAGGAAGUCAAGAGCACUGGCCAGAAGUCUCAGGAAAACAAAGUCUAGAGAGUACAUAGCUCUGCGCAAGAUGAUGCAUAGAAGGAGGACCUGUUCAGAAAGUCACGUGUUAUGUAAUACACAGAAAGAAAAAACGAUUCUUAAAUAAAGAAUGAGGAAAGUCAGUUCUGCAGAUAGUGCCUAAGAAAGGUGAGCCGUUAAGCUGCACAAGUUACCAUAAGAUGGCUGCUCAGUGAGAUUAAGUCCUUCUCAACAGAGAAGCCUAUCUGCAAAUAGGCUGCUGCUCCAUGUCUGGAGCUGACAGGACUUUGAAGCUGAUUGAUCUGCUUUAGCAAAGUACUUCACUUGGGAGUUCAUAACGUCUUUUUCUGGGAUCACUGGAGGUAGGUAGUGUUGACUCCCAGAAACUUCUCAGAUGUUAUGAGGUCAGUGCUCUUAAUGAGCAGCCCAGACCAGGCAACCAGUAUGAGGUGAAAACUUGCAGUAGAUAGGAUAUCUGUUAUCUCUCAGUGCUUUCCUAGCCUUCAUUGAGAAGCUCAUAAAUGGAGUAAUGAUGGCAGAAAGGAUCUCUUGUGCAAAAAAAAAAAAAAAGAGAGAAUGUAGAUUUGAAAAGGAAAGUCAACAGCUUCUUCAGGCUGAUGUGUUACUUGGCCUGCUUAUCAGUGCAUUCAGGGCAUGGCAAAAACAGUGGCCUUCUGCCAAGGAGAUAAAGAGAAUUAUGUGGAUAUUAAGGGCAGUGGCAGGGCUGAUGGGCAUCACUUUCCAUCUUAUGGGAGCUUCUUCACAUAGGUUAGCAAUUAUUAAAAGAAAUCAUGAGGAACUGUGCAGCAAAGGUGGUCUUGUCUUAUGCAAGGCCUACACAGAGGGAGAUAUCAAUAAUUUUUAACUUCUGAUUUACAAAACCCUUAGGAAUAUCCAGGAAGUAUUAUGUAGAAAACCAAGUUUCAUUGUCAGUGAAUUACUGAAGUUUUGUGAGCAGUGCUGAGAGAGUAGAAAAGGGGUUUAAAGAAAAAGACAGACAGUGUGUCAUAUAUUGCAGUUUAGGCCCCCCUCUAAAUGACAGUAUCGCGUCUGUUUAAUUCAUCAGUUCUCCCUGGCACUGUAAAUAAAGUUGAUCCAAUAAAAUAGUUCUAUCAUUUGUUUUGAAUCUAAAAAUGUUGCUACUGAAGUUUUUAAAGAGAAAAUAUUUUCCAAUGUGCAUCACUGUUACCUAAAUUGGGGCUGGACUAUGCAGAGCCUUCAUCAUUCUCUCAGUCAUGUCAGGCAUUGGUUAUACCUCCAUCUCCUUUUCAAGAGUCUGCCAGGAGGCAAAGGAUUGUAUUUGGAGAUGAUUGCAUCUACUGCUGACUCCGAUGGAAAUAUAGUAGCAUUAUCUUUGAAUUGAUCAUGAAUCUGGAGAUUUAUGAUCCCUGAGGUUCCUACCAACCCGGGCUGUUCUGUGUUCUAUCUUUAAAGUGUAGAUGGGCUGUGUGGAUGGAAGGCAUUUGUUAAAACAUUCCUCUGCCUUGUUUAAUUAAUUUGUAUUGCUUAGAGUCUUCAUAGUUUAAUUUUUCCAACAGUUAUCCUUAGAUUUAUGGGUAUCAGAGUGGUGCCACCCCGUGAGCAUUUUUUGGAAUAGUCUGUGUAGUGAUGUCUUGUGGGGAACAAGGAUAUAAGGUACUGAAAUCUUAGCAGCCCUCAUAUAAGCCAAAGCCUUUUCUAUGAAGUUCUUAAAUGUGUGUCAAUAAAGUGUCCAUAAAGGAUAUUGAUAGGAGGAAUGUAUACUGAGGUGAAAUGCACAGGGGACAAGCAUUUGUAAGGCAAAGAUCUCAGUAAAAGCUGUAAGUAAUAAGUAGAUGUAAUUACCUGCCUCAUAUGCUCUUCCCCUUUUUAAAUCCCUCUGAUAGCAAAAGUUUAGUUUUGUCCAUUACCACAUACAUUCAUAGCUGCUUCCUGCUUAUGAAUCCAGUAAACAUGUCUGUCAAAUGCUGAUGAUGCAUUUCUGCUCUCAUAUCCUCCUGUGCACAUGUGUAUGUCACACAAAUGCCAGAUAGCUGUAUUCUGGUGAAUCUUUUGAGAUAAAAGAAACAGGAGUUUCCCAAGGGGAACGAUGAAGCAAAUGGCUCAGGGAACUGGUGUCUAAAGUUUGAGAUGACAAUAAAAAUUAAGGAACUGAAGCUAUGGGGAUGCAAAGAGUUUUCAGAAAAUAAAAAACUGAACCUCAGUCUCUGAGCGCAGCUUUCAAGAACUAAUGAUUUCCUUCCCCCAGUCCUCCCAGCACAUAUGUACAUCUUUUCCUCAAAAUAACAAAUUAUGAUGACUACAGUGCUGAGGGAGAGCCAAAGGACUUGCUAAUAUAUAUUCUGUAUACCAGUGGUGACUAUGUCAUACAGAAAAAAUGCAUGGGAUUUUUUUCCACAUUUUUAAUAGCAAUAAACAACAGAGGUCAGGAAGGACAUUUCCUAAGGAUUUAUUGACUGUUUUGAGUUAAUAUCCUUCAUCUUACUUAUGAACCAGCAUUUGCUUCUAUUUCACUAUCAAGCUGCGGUGAACAUCCUGCAGCUUGACACCAUUUCCUACAUAACAGCAAUGCAAAUCAGUAGAAAUGGUAUUCAAAAAGUGGGUGGAAACACUGCUGUACACAUUAAAUGCAUGCUUUGUGCAAGAAUAAGUCAGCACAGGACCACACUAGUUCUCGUGGGAUGCAACACUGCUCUUUCUUUGACAUUCAGGGAAACUGACCAGUUCUACCUCUCUGCCAUGCAGUAGCCUCACUGCCCACAGCCAAAUGGAGCAGGUAGCAUUAAUACAGCAGUGCCUCAAGAUGUUGUGGCAUAGGCGUGGGGCCUCCUGUGUCACUGUUUUGUCCCCUUCUAAUAUCCAGCCUUAAAAUGUACUAGAUAAAUGCACCAUCUUUGACGAGCCCCCGAAUGAAACUGUGUUUCCUUUCUGAGAAAUUAGAGGCAGAGAAUAAGUGCAGCAUAAGAACUGUCUCAGGGAAAGCACAGAUGGAAUCUGACAAAGGAGAACCAUGGAAACUUUAUAAAUAAAGGCAGAAUUGUUUAUAAAUAUUUUCCCUUUUUGAGUGUGGGUGUGAGAAGUUGCAUUAUUUGAAUGCACUUUUCUCUCACCACAUGUUUUUACCCUCAGUGCUGCAUGAGGCUCCUAUGGAAACAGGCAGCAGUAAUACCAUCACCAUGUGCCCACCAGCUGUCCCUGCAGGGAGUGCAGCGCUGCUGGGGCACCCGCCAGAACCUGGGAUAAACCUGCAGAGGAAGCUGAGCUGUGAGCUGAGCACUGCCUCGCUCUGCCUUGCAGCCAAGCUGGGGAACUCUGGCAGCCCUCUGCUAACAUGACUUCGCUCUCAGCAACCAAACCAGGCCUCUUCCUGCUGCCAGCCACUUUGUAGUUACCCUCCUGUUGCUCAAGUGGUUGCAACUGGAGCUUUCAGCACAUAAUUCAAAGCUUGGGUGACAUGGAGGGUGUUACGGUUUCACGUAGUAGAACUUAUUCCUACUUGAAUUUACAAAACAAAGCAUUACAAGCAGUUAUGCAAAAAAAAAACCAACAACCUUAAAAGAGCUUUGCUUUCAAACUGAGAGGUGGUUUUAUUCCUGUGGUGUCUUGCAUUCUUUACAAGCACACCUUUGGAUUUCAUAUGAACUGCCUCGCACCUUGGAAUUGUGCAGUCCACUUUCAGUGACUCAGCUUCCCAAAGUGCUGGCCACAAAGCUAAGCCCUGGAGAGGGCAGAAGAACAGGGUACACAGGGCUGAGCAGGUGUGCAGGGCCAGGCAGCACAGCAUGGCAUGGCACAAUAUGCCACAGCGCAGCAUGGCAUGGCUUGGCACAGCAUGGCAUAGCAUAGCACAGCAUGGCACAGCAUGGAAUGGCACAGUAUGACCUGGCAUGGUGUGGCACACGCAGCACAAUGAAGCAGAACACCAGCACAGAGGUCACAUAGCAACAGGAAGCUGCAGCAAAGGGAAUUCUCCUCGGAGCAAUCAUGCAAACAGCACUGGCAGUGUGAAGGUGAGCCAGAGGGUGAAGGCACGAUCCUCAAAGAGGUCAUAAAAGUAGAAAGAGGAGGAAGCUGAAAGGAGACUGUCGUUAUCUGGAGAAGGAAAGGACAUGGGGAAGCAAUGCAGGCUCAUGAGAGAAAGUGAGCAGAGUAACAAUACGCAGAAUUAGUCUCCAAACAACACAAGCUAUGUGCCCAAUGACAGGAGUGCUGGUAGGCUCAGAUUAUUCCUCUGUGGGAUGGUUACCUGGUACUGAAUCCCUGUGGCAGUCCGCAACCAUUGCGUCAAGCAGUCAAAGCAAUCCUGUCAGAAGACACAGUAUAGCUUCCGACAGCGGGGACACUGGGAUUGGUACCUCCUGUUCUGAUAGUGUGGAAGAUCAUUCAACUUCAAGUGGUACAUCCUCGUUUAAGCCCAGCCGGUCACUGGUUUCUAUUCCCACUGCCCAUGUGAUGCCGUCUAAUGCCAGCCCUUCACUUUCCAAACACAGGGAAGCUUUCAAGUCUGAUGGCUCUAAAUGGAGUACAAGCUUUGUACGGUCAGGAGGAGGCAGAAAUCCAGAUGCCCUAGACAAUUCUCUUGACAUGAAAGCUGCAAGACCUGUAAGAAAAUGGUCCUCCUUGUCUAAGCUCAGCUCACCAAACACAUUCAGCCAGGAUGGCAGUAGUCAUUCAGUGGACUCGAGAGCUGGUACAGACAAAGCUGUGUCACCGCCGUUGAGGACAAAUGGGCCAAACUGUUUGCAUGACAGCAUGGAGCUGCUAAAGAUUGAGGACAAGGAAAUAGGGAAAAAACGAUCUUCUCUACUGGACUGCAAAUACAAAUUUGAAACGUGCAACAAAGAUGACUUUGUUUUAGAUUCCUCGAGUAGGAGACAUGCCUUAGACUUGAACUACAGUGCCUUACCCGAAAGCAAACCUGCAGCAGCCAGUUGUGAAGCUUUUGGACAGAGAUAUGCAACCUUGGGACAACAGGCUGUGAGUGGAGCUCCCAUACAGCCAGCAGUGAGGACUCAAAUGUGGCUUAAAGAACAGUUACGGGCAAAUCCCCUGGACUGCAGGACUGCAGAAGAGCCCUAUGGUGUAGCUUCAUGGCACGUACAGCAGCUUGAAGACUUUAGGCCAGGAGGUGAAGAGCCUGUGCAGGUUCCGACUGGAACAUCUCGUCAGAGUUACCCAGCUACCACAUAUCAGGACUUCAGCAACUGGGAAUCUCUAAUGAAAAUUAAAGAGGGGCUGCUAAGACAGAAGGAGAUCGUGAUCGAUCGGCAAAAGCAGCAGAUUAACAAUUUACAUCAGAAAAUAAGAGAGAAUGAAUUACGAGUUCAACAUGCAAGACUGAGCCAUCUUGUGAACUGCGAAGAGCCGUACAUGACUAAUUUGCAGCAACCACAGUAUGAGAGUGCAUCACUGCAACCCCAUGUUUCAGAAAGAUCAGCAUCCCACCUUGAGGAGCUUGAGCGAAAGAUUGCAGUGGCUGAGAAUAAGGAGUUACAACUCAGUGAAUUUCUAAAGCAGAUUUCAAACAAAUCUAUGGAGGAGAAAAAGAAGAUGGAAGAAAAACUUAAAACUAGAGACCGCUAUAUUAAUAGCCUGAAAAAGAAAUGCCAGAAAGAGUCAGAGCAAAACAAAGAAAAGCAGAGACGAAUUGAAACCUUAGAAAAAUACCUGGCUGACCUACCAACGCUGGACGAUAUAGAAGGUCAGACUAAACAGCUGCAAAUUCUAGUGGAGAAGAACAAGCAACUUCAAGAAAGUAUGACUGAGUUGGAGAAGAAACUUGGAGAGGCUCGAUCUCAGUGCAGAGAGAGAGAAAUGCAACUGGUGUGUCAGAAGAAAAAAGAAAAAGAGCUGGUUACAACAGUGCAGAGCUUACAACAGAAAGUAGAAAAAUGCCUGGAAGAUGGUAUUCGCCUUCCUAUGUUGGACACAAAGCAGCUUCAGAGUGAGAAUGAAUGUCUCAAAGAAAAGAAUGAGAAGGCCAGUAAGGUCAUAGACAAUCAACAAAAACAGAUAGAGGGACUGAUUUUAGACAUGCAGUCUAUGCAAGAGAAGCUUCUGCAAGAAAAGAGAACAGUUCUGAAGAUGACAAAUGAGCUUGAAGAAAAAGAAAGAAAUAUAGAACAGUUAAAUAAAACUCUCUCUGAAAACCAAAGACUGACAGAAGAAAAUGCUUCUCUGAAGGAGCAGAUACGGCAGGUGGAACAGUCCCGGCAACCAGUGUCUGAAAAAAUGCCUGUAGCAGACCAGUUGUUCAAGGAAAUGUCCCAUUGCUUGUUUGACUUGAAAGCUUUGUGCAGUAUUCUUACCCAGAGAGCUCAGGGCAAGGAGCCUAACCUUUCCUUACUGCUGGGAAUCAGAUCACUGAACUGUUCAGCUGAGGAGAAUGAAAAUUAUCACAGCACAGAGACUCUCUCGAAGAAGCUCUCGGACGUUUGUCAGUUACGAAAGGAUAUUGAUGAAUUAAGGACGAUAAUGUCAGACCGUUAUGCUCAGGACAUGGGGGACAAUUGCAUCACUCAAUGACAACUUUUCAUCCAGUAGCAAAUGACUUAUUAAAUGCUGCUGUGUCACAGGUCUUUGCAUUUCUAUUAAGGAGCCAUAUUAGAAGAUAGCAAAUACCACUGCACAUGCCUCUCUGUGAGGAUCAUCAUAUGUAAUCUUGGGAACCGGGUGGGGAAGGGAGAGUCAUGGUUUGGACAGAGUGGUACAAACUUCAAGAAAUCUUUAUUUUCUCCAAACUACUGAAUGUAGGAACAAGCUGUGAAGAAUGUUUUGGUUGGAUUCUCCGUUUCCUUCCUUGGGGCUCCUUUUAUUGCUUCAACUAGUUUCUGGAAUCGGAGCUUUGGAACAGCCGUGCUGCUACUACUUUCAGUCCUUUCCUCCUUCAAGGGUUUGUGUGGCGUUACCUGCGUUCCGAAAUCAGUGCGGAGAGUCAAAUGACCUUUGGCUGUAUGUGGUGAAGAUGGGGGCUUCUGAAACCUUAGCUGUAGGAACUGCAGUUGGAACAGUCUUAGAAUGCUACGAACAGUAAAUGCUCUUCAGGUUGCCUGAAGAAUUUGCUACAAGAAAUAUCUUGCUUUUAGUAAUGAAUGUCUAGUUUGUUUGCUGAAGAAUGGAAGAAAAUCAACUUUCAAUUCCUUUAUGCACAUGAAGCCCAUAAAAUUUAAGCGUUAUCGCAUUGCUUUGAGGAAUUUCAGUAACAUCAAGUCUGUGACGAGCCCAGAGAAACUGGGAGGUGUGAAACUGCAGUGUAGUACGUGGCUGUCCAAAAAGAAUAGACUGUAUUUAAUGUUCAUACCAUAAUACUUUUUAUUUAUGUCAUCUCCAUUUUAAAACAUGGUUUCUCUGUAUCUGUAUCCCUGGAGACCUCUGAUGAGGUUGUAAACAACCUCAACCAUUCUUUACUGCAGCUACAAAAUGAGCGUUAGGUAUUUGGCAAAGUCAGGGCUCAAAACAGAAUGUCUCCGCUUAUCAGUAUUAAAUUCUCGGUUAUCCAAGGUCUGCAGAAUUUUCCACAUUGUUUGGUAAUUCUUGAUCUCUCCUUUCUUGCAGGAAGAGGUUACCUUAAAAAAAAAAAAAAAAAAAAAAAAAGAGAGAGAUCAUAUUCCAUAGUUUAUUCCAUGAGUGUCACUUGGCAGUGCUACUCCACUCCUGUGGGGCAGAUAAAAUAUUAACACUUCCCUGGAACAGUACUGAAAGUUAUGUGAACAGUUGUGUGUGGUGUAAAAUGGUAUUUAACUGAAAGUAACAAGAACUUGUAAUGAGCAAAACCACUCUAAAAUCACAUUAUCAAGAAAAUAUAUGACCUUCGGUCACACGUGUGAUAUUAAGGUUUCAAGUGGCUAAGGUGCAAGUCAAUCUGAUGACCUGUAUCAUGGAUAACAGCAGAAAUCACUUAGCAUAGAGGUUAGAAUUGUGUAAGUUCUAGGGUAACAGUUUUAUAGCAACAGUUUUCUGAUGAUAUCUAUUUUAAUAGAAAAAAAAAUGGUUAUAGCAAUGUAGGCUGAAUUUACGAAUUGUAACUUGGUGUUUUGCUUUCUGGUCAUUGUUACUUAGUUAAUGUGUUUAUAAUUUAGUGUUGGGUUCUUUUUGUUGUUUUGUUUUGGGUUUUUUUUGCUAUAAUGACUAAUUUAUUUGACAGUUUUCUCUAUGAUGAACCUACACAUGGACUAAUCUGUGAAAAAUGGUGUUACAGUGUAUGUUGUUGCUGCACAGUAUUUUCAGAUAGAGAUUAAUCCGACUGGCCCAGCUUCUGUGGGCACUAAAACAUCUGGGUUAAAUCUCAAGUGAAAUUGCGUGGUGUCUCAGCUCCAAAAGGUUGGAAAAAAAAAGGAAAAAAAGGCCAUUCUAUUUUAAGUUGUUGAAUACUGUUCUUUCUAUAGUUUUGAAAGUAUCCUGUUAUUCUAGUGCAAAACUGAAAACAAGGAUCUUUGCACUAAUUUUCCUGUGUCUCUUGACGUAAAGGCACUGGCUUUUUUGAUGAGGGCCACGGCUGGUUCCUUUGGUAUAGUGCAGUGGUUUUGGCCCUGCAGUGAAGGAACAGUCCCCAGUCUAUGGCUUCUGUCUGGUAUCAGAAAUUCAGCAACAGGUUUUCAGAUAACUAACUAGAAAUAUUAGGGAGAAAGUGAACACCAACACAGCACACUGUUACUUCCUCACAUGGAAAUGUUGUACCUAUACAAAAUACCGAGCAACACAUCUUUCUAAAUUUUGUGGAAAUAAAGCAUUUAAUAGAGAGUUAGGUAGAAACAGGAGAUUUUUUUGAGUCCCUUUGUCCUGUUGUGUUGUCACUUGACUGGUGUGGCUCCACUGUCUCACCUGUUGAAUGUACUGCAGAGUUGAGAUCCGUAAUUUAACAUUUGCAAAGCACUUCAGGAGCUGUGAUGCUCUGUAAGUAUUAGUUGAAAGUCCCUCAGGAAGGAGGUCCCAUUGUAUUUGUAAUAACUUGAUUGCAAUGCUGUAAUCUUGCGUUUUAAUAUUUUUUUAGGGAACCCGUGAUAUUUAUGUUGACUUUAAAGCACUUGGUUGUUGGUUUGUUGUUGUUGUUUGUUUUGUUUUAAAUAUAUAUAAUCAAUUGAGUUUACCUGCCUCAGUCAGGUUAAAAUAGGGCUGUAAAUGGUGGAUGUUUGAGCCAAAGAUGCAGGCUACCAACUGAAUAUCUACACUGAUUACUGUAUUUUGCUUUGGUUUCUUGAAAUUGGGCCUGUUGUAGUAGUAGCAGUUACUAUAUAUGCAUCACUUUACAGAUGCCUCUAAAUGGAAUAAGCUUUGUCUAAGAUAUGCAUGACUGAUUAAUUGGUUAAAAUGUAGUGUGUGUGAUCUCAUUCGGCAUAUUUAAUACACAGUUGAUUAAUGAAUGUUAACAUUGGAAUUGCUUGGAUUUAGUCAUGACAACUUUUUGCUGUGGCUGUUAGACAAUCUCAAGGGCUGAAAAAGAACUGCUAAUGAAUGGAUACUGUACCGUUCUGUUUGUCAGCAAAUUUGUACAGUAAUUUUUUUUGUAUAGUUUCAGAUGGAAUUUGUACAGUUCUUUUAGAAGGUAUUUACAGUAACUACUGUAUUCAAGAAUGUAUUUUGAAAAAGACUUGGAAAGUCUUGGGACAAGCUAUAGAUGAUGCUGUCUGUUUGCUAUGUAGAAGUAACGCAGCUCAACUGUGUAGACAUGAUUUAGGUUCCUAGCCCCAGUUGUGUUGUGUAGGGUGCGAUAAUCCUGUGAAAUUGCCAAGAUUGCUGCCGCCACCCACUCAGACUUCAACAUUUGAAGCUGCUGGUGGCUGUGAGGUAAUGGCAGGAGCCGAAGUUUUGUCCUUUUCACUUCAAGAUGUUUCUUCCCUUCCUUUGCCCUCACUGCCUGCUUCCUGUAGCAGAUGUUCUUCUGGCAGGGUAAGAGCACAAGGAAAGAAAGAAAGAAAAUCCUUCCUCUACGACCCCCUUCCCUAGAACUUGUUCCUCUCACUGAUGUUACUACGUAGGAAGAGACGCAGAUGUCAUUGGGCUCUUCCCACUGAUGUAACGAGUUCUGUCAGGAGAGAGGAGAAGACUUGAGUUAAUCCACUUUUGUAGGCUGCAAACCAGUCAGUGGUUAUUUCUGAAAGGGAUGAUUUAUUCCAGUAGCUCAUUAGCAAUAUUAAUUCCACAGCUGCAUACCUUUGUGCCUUUUUAUGCCUGAAAUUAAGUAGAAAUUCCCUUUGAACUUUAGAUAAGUUGUUAGAAUGCCGAUGACUGCACCUUGUUUUCCUCUUACCUGCCAAUAUUUUGUUGUUGGGCUUUUGUAGUAAGAACUCUGCAUAAUAUCUAGAAACAUAAGUACUCACAACAGGUACUAGGUGUGCGCUCGGAAUGUUAGCCUGCUUGUAGUAUGCAGCUUUCUUGAAUAUGAAGUGUGAGCAGGAAACUCAAAGCAUAAUGUGAUUCUUUUGUGUGUAUUAAUUGCAGUAUAUCAUUAGUUCAGUGGGGAGGAGUGUCUGGAGCUAUCUUUUAAAAGCACAGCUGACAUAUGUACUGGAUCAGUCCCCAAAGACUGGUAGUUGUGUAAAUUGGGUUCAAUUUUUGAACCGCUCAGAAUACCUCAUAUGUAAAUAGAGUUGUCAUGACUUAAUCAAAAUGUGUUCGUUGUAAAAAGUAAAGGAGCCACUGGCUGGCUCAGCUUUAGGCUUGUUGUUCUUGCCUCAUUUUGUAAUUUUUUUAAAGUAGGGUUUACAGCUAGAAUUUUGAAUGCCAAAGUUCUAUUUAUUAAAUAAUAAUAAAAGUUUUCAUUGUUAAUGACUGGUAUUUUUUCACUGGAAUUUGUUUGUUGAUGUUUGGGAUUUGUAUCCACAGAGCAAAAAUAAAUUUUGUUACAAAACUGA
Molecule: messenger RNA, 14091 nt
Organism: Gallus gallus (chicken)
Lineage: Eukaryota; Metazoa; Chordata; Aves; Galliformes; Phasianidae
Gene: CEP85L
Product: centrosomal protein 85 like
Exons: 13
Coding region: 7430-9766 (778 amino acids)
Cellular component (GO): centrosome
Source: RefSeq, a predicted model, not a curated record